GACAGAAAUGCAUGCCUCAUUAUAAAAAUGAAUGGGAGCCAAACUGAAAUACAGGAUCCAGACAAUCCAGGAAACAAGCCUAAACAGUUCGCCUUCGACUACUCGUACUGGUCUCAUGAUGGCUUCAACGAAGAGCCUGAUGGCUAUCUCAAACCUAAAGAUGCAAGUUAUGCUGAUCAGCAAAAAGUGUUUGAUGAUCUCGGCAAAGGAGUUCUGGAGAAUUCCUGGAAUGGCUACAACUGUUCUCUGUUUGCCUAUGGUCAAACGGGCAGUGGAAAGUCGUACUCCAUGGUUGGGUUCGGCUCUAACAAGGGGAUCGUUCCACUAGUGUGCGAGGAACUCUUCAGGAUGAUGGAUGAGAAGAAAUCCUCCCUGAAGGAGGGAGAGGAAUUUGGGGUGACAUUGUCAAUGCUGGAAAUCUACAAUGAACAAGUUCGUGACUUACUGAACAUAAAAUCACUCAAGGGAGGAUUGAAAGUGAGACAGCACCCCAGCAAGGGAUUCUAUGUGGAGUCUCUGACGACCCCGCCAGUGAAUAGCUAUGCUCAGAUUGACAGCAAGAUCAACGAGGGAACACGUAACAGAACGGUCGCGUCCACUAACAUGAAUGCAACCAGCAGUCGAGCCCACACAAUCGUUGCAGUCACUUUUGUACAGAAGACGAUAAAUGAUGCAGGUCAGAACAUGACCAAGUCGUCCGUGAUCAACCUUGUAGAUUUAGCUGGCAGUGAACGUGCUGACAGUACGGGAGCGACUGGUAAUCGCCUCAAGGAAGGCUCGGCCAUCAACCAGUCACUGAGCACUCUGGGAAACUGUAUAAAGGCUCUCGCUGAUCAAUCAUCUGGCAAGAAGAAAGUUUUGGUUCCAUUUCGAGAUUCUGUUUUGACUAGACUACUACAAAAUGCCCUUGGUGGCAACAGCAAAACAAUCAUGAUUGCAGCCUUGAGCCCUGCCGACAUUAAUUAUGAAGAGACUCUUUCUACUCUUAGAUUUGCUGAUCGUGCGAAGGCCAUCAAAACGAUGGCAGUCAUCAACGAGAGCCCGACAGACAAGCUGAUUCGAGAACUGAGGGAGGAGAACCAGAAGUUGAUGGAGAUGUUGAAGGCUGGAGGUGGAACCAUGAUGUUGCAGGAAUCCACUAAAGGAUAUUCUACAGAUGAGGUUGAAGAGAUGAAGAAAGGGUUGGAGGAACAGCUCAAAGAGAACCAGCGUGAGAUGGAGGAGAUGAAGAAAUCCUGGGAACAGAGAAUGGCCGAGUCGCAGGCCGACAGCAUGACGGAACUCCAGGAAGAGAAGAAGAAGCAGGAGGAGCGUAAGGUUGUUCCUCACUUCUGGAACCUCAACGAAGACCCAGCACUCACGGCCAUGGUCAUCCACUUCUGCAGGCCUGGAAAGUGUCGUGUUGGUAAUAAAUCGGCAUCACCGACUCCAGAGAUUCUGCUUAAUGGACUAAGCAUUCAGAAGGAGCAUGCCGUGGUGGAAAACAACAAAGGUGUGGUCAAACUGGUGCCGAUACCAGGCGCGAAAAUCACCGUCAACGGAGAACAAAUCAAAGCCAGCAAAGAGCUGCAUCACAAUGACAGAGUGAUAUUUGGUUCGAACCAUCUGUACGUGUUCCACCACCCCCAGGACGAGGCGAAGCAGAUCAAACAAGGGCUGAAGAUAGAGACCCCUACGUACAACUCCGUGCAGGAGGAACUGGCCCAGCACACGGGACUCGUCAAAAAUGAAGUGGGCAAGUCAAAAGAGGACAUGUUACUGCAGGAAGACCUGAUACAGAUGCUGCCGAUGGUGAACGAGGCCAACGCUAUGUCUGAGGAGCUCGAUAAGCGAGUCAAGUUUGAAUUGGCCCUUGUGUCGCCCCAGGCCCGAGGACUCACCGAGGGCAACACCGAGGUUAUGGUAAAGAUGAAGAACUUGGAUAACGACAAUGAGUGGAUGUUGGACCGUAACGACUUCAUUAACCGUAAAUACCUGAUGCAGGAGAUGUACCAGAACUACAUGGAGGGUGCACCGGACUGGGAUGUAGAACAGGACAAAGAUCCGUUUUGGGAGCCGGCAGACCGAGAUGUGUUGAUUGGAACGACUCACGUGUAUCCUCAGUCCCUGGCCUACUUGAUCGAGCUGCAGGAGAGCUUCAAAAUCACUGAUUACCGGGGAGCUGAACACGGCGUGCUGACUGUAGAGAUGGUACCAUGCACUUCCAACUGGAAACCAAUAGAAGAGGAUUAUGUUGAAGACCCCAAUGAGCUGUUAGGGAAAGAACUAAAUUUUAUUGUGAAGAUUCCCCAUGCCAGAGGAUUACCAUCACAGUUUGUCCAGACAUUCUGUAAAUACAAGUUUUACUUGGAUAAACAGGCUUCAGAAACUGAGAUGAUCUCAGGCACUAUGAACCCCAACUUCGAUCAUGAGAAGAAGUUUGUAUUUAAACCAAUCACUCAGCAGUUCAUAGAUUACCUGGCGUCCCAGGCGGUCGUCUUUGAGGUGUGGGGAAGACAGAAGGACACUGGGAAUGCUGGUAAGACUGGGAAGGCUGCUGGUAUGGACAAGAAAACUCCAGCUAAGACAGGUGUUACAGCACAGACUAAUGGAACAGCACAGAGCAACGGUACAGGCAGUAAUGCUGUAGGCAGUAAAGGCACAGGCAGUAAAGACACAGGCAGUAAUGGUGCAGCUAGCAACAAUGCACAGGCAAAUGAUAAGACAGCAUCACAACUGAAAACACAAAAGAAGAUGGCCGAAAGAGCAGAAGGAAAGCUGCAAUUGAUGCAGAAUCUGCUGGACACAGCAAAGUCGAAAAAACAGACCACAAUUCAGAUUUCUAAUUUGGAAGCCAUUCUGAAAGGCCAUGACUUAAAGUAUUACGAAACUUCCAUGAAGAAGAACACAGGAGCAAAGGGAUCACAGGCAUGUUCUCUGCAGUAACCAUAGCAACACAAGAACACAGCCGAUAUUAUUGCCAUCUGUAACCUUGUUUCAGCAUCGGUCAGAGUGUUAUAGGUUAAAUUGCUCACACGGAACUGAUUAUCAAAUCAUAUAUUAUUGGAAUAUAACAUAUGUAUUUGUCAACAAGUUUAUGAGCUUUAAUUGAAAUAUUUGUCUUGUAUACAAACCAACAACCUGGUGAUGAUUUGUUGAUUGAAUUAAGUGACUUUAUUCUUAUUAAGUUGACCUGAAUGUCUGCUAACAUUUUGUGAAGUGGAUGUGAAUAUUAACACAUUUUACAGAUUACAUUAAUCCCUACUAUUUUGUAUUAUGAAUUGUUGGUUUUGAUAAAGAUUUUUUUACAAUAUUUCCUAAUAAAUAAAACUCUUUUAAACCGGACACCCACAGGAUCAAGUAAAAUGUCCAGUUACAAGGGGUAUCUAGUUUAGAGAAGUUGGGUAUCCAGUUUAGAGAAGUUUUGUUCUCAUAUUAAAAAGGGACCAUGAAAAAUAUUUAGUUUUGAGGGAAUUUCGGUUUACUAAGUGUCCAGUUUUGAUGGUUUCACUGUCUGUAUUGUUAAUAUGAAAAACCUUAGUCUAAUUCAGUUUGACUUUAUUAGGAAGACACUAAUGGAAUAAAUCAGUGUGGUUGUUUUAAAAUGUUGUACAAUGAUGACCAUUUUCCAGGUAAGCCAUAUGUUAUGCCUUCAGAAUAAACUGAAUUAAUUGGUGAACGUUUGACGACACCCUAGCAUAAACAAAGAAUUAAAACAAAACAAAACAUGUUGUCUGUAAGUUAUGAAGCAAAUUGAGACAUGGGGGGAAAAAAAGACAAUUAUUAGACAAAACUCUAAGGUUCUUGGAACAGGAUUUCAUUCCUUAUGUAAUAGGCUCCUUUAAAAUGGCUGUGGUCCAGUGAAAUAUGUUGAAAGCACUUGUUAUGAUUUUUAAGUAUUUCUCUUAAUUAUCUAAUGUUUUUAUUUAGCAAAUCAGAAUAAUCAGUUUUGUCUUCAAAAUAUUAGGAUCCAAAUUUCCCAGGAAAGCUAUUAAGGCCAGAAGGCAGGGCAACAAGGCAAAAUAAAUAAGUGAAACUUUUCAUGUUUUGUAAUAAAACAACUUUCCAGGGUCACGUUCGAGUUUGACGUCCUGCAAAAUAAGGCACGGCCAGUUUGGCAGUGAGAUUGUUUAAUUUCGAAGGCACUGGAGCACAUUUGCUGUUGGCCAUUUGCUGCAUGGCCACUGUUAAAUUUGAGCUCUGCAUUUUAUGUACUGGACAAUUACAAGAAUUGCAGUGCAUGGGCAUAAAAAGGUGCCAAAAAAUGGGGAGCACACACACCCACAUAUAUAUAUAUACAUGUAUAUAUAUAUAUACAGGUACUCUUCCAAAAAAGUAAGGGAACCUGAAAUAUUAAUGUUAAUAACAACUAUUAGACCGAACAUACAUUU
This is a messenger RNA of Gigantopelta aegis, 4370 nucleotides long. Its product is annotated as kinesin-like protein KIF28P. Bases 28 to 2925 code for a protein of 965 amino acids. Gene Ontology annotation, molecular function: ATP binding; microtubule binding; ATP hydrolysis activity. The record is from RefSeq and is a predicted model, not a curated record. The transcript has 24 exons. Lineage: Eukaryota; Metazoa; Mollusca; Gastropoda; Neomphalida; Peltospiridae. Gene Ontology annotation, cellular component: kinesin complex; microtubule. Gene Ontology annotation, biological process: microtubule-based movement; cytoskeleton-dependent intracellular transport.